Molecule: messenger RNA, 2192 nt
Organism: Closterium sp. NIES-65
Lineage: Eukaryota; Viridiplantae; Streptophyta; Zygnematophyceae; Desmidiales; Closteriaceae
Source: the annotation of a GenBank genome assembly
AUGUCCGCCUUCGCAGAUGGGACGGCAGGCCAACGCGCUCGUGGUGGCGGAAAGCGCAACGGCGGCAGGGCUGCCGCGGCCAAGGGCGGUCCCUCGGGCAGGCAGUCGCAGGAUGCGGAUGGAGGCGACGAGGGGGAUCAUGCCGAGCCGGAAGCUCGUGGUGGCGGAAAGCGCACCGGCGGCAGGGCUGCCGCGACCAAGGGCGGUCCCUCGGACUCGCAGGAUGCGGAUGGUGGCGACGAGAAGGAUCAUGCCGAGCCGGAAGCUACUGGUGGCGGCAUACGCAACGGCGGCAGGGCUGCCGCGGCUAAGGGCGGUCCCACGGGCAGGCAGUCGAAGGAUGCAGAUGGUGGCGACGAGGGGGAUCAUGCCAAGCAGGAAGCUCGUGGUGGCGGCAUGCGCAACGGCGGUAGGGCUGCCGCGGCCAAGGCCGGUCCCUCGGGCUCACAGGAUGCGGAUGGUGGCGACGAUAAGGAUCAUGCCGAGCCGGAAGCUCGUGGUGGCAGCAUGCGCAACGGCGGCAGGGCUGCCGCGGCUAAGGGCGGUCCCUCGGGCAGGCAGACGCAGGAUGCGGAUGGUGGCGACGAGAAGGAUCAUGCCGUGCCUGCAUGCCGUGGCGUUAACGAUCAUGAUGAGGACGAGCCAGCAGCUGUGACUGAUGGGAAAGGUGGACGUGAAGCUGUGAUUCCCUACCAACGGCGCAAGGCUGUGGAUCUGGGCAGUUGCGACCAUAAGGCGAGACAAGCUCGGCGCGGCCCCAAUGUGCACGUUUUGAGCUCGUCUGGUUCCGAGGAAGAUUCGAGCGACAGUGAGUCGGGCAGCUCAUCCGGGAGUGAGGAGGUAUACGAGGACGAGGUUGAGGAGGAGGAGGACGAGGAUGAUGAGGAGUUGGAGCCGGAGAGCGAGGAUGGGGAGGAGGCUCGGCCUUUGCAGAGGAGGAGUGUGAGGAAGCUCAAAAAGGGCAAUGCUAAGCAAAAGUCGGAGAGGGGACGGGUAAAGAUCUCCGCGGACCCGUACGCUGCGUUACGCGAUCCGAGGGGUUCGGCUGGGAAGGGAGAUCAGAUGGCUUGGGGGUCAGCGCGGUUUGGCAAAGAAACGACGGACCCGCCCCCCAACCAUAUGGGGGGUCGCGCGGUUCAUGUGAAGAACAAGGGGGCAACGAAGUGGCACGAACCCUCGGUAGCUGCAGCAGCGAAUGACGGUCUGGGAGGUGUGUGGGCGAAUGCCUUGGGUGAAUGUGGCGGCAGUGUGGAAGGCUCCAUGUGGGAUAUACGGGAGAGCAGGGGAGAAGGGGGGGACGAGAAAAUGGAUCCAGCGACUAAGGAGGGGAGGGGAGAGAGCAUGGGCACACCUGGCGCAUCCAGUCGGCCGGAUGUGGCUGGCGGCAGGACUGUGGAGCAGCUCAUGCGAGAGCUUGCCCAGCGGGAUCGCGAAAUCGCUGCACUCAAGGCAAGGCCACGAUCAAAAGGAGCUGUCAAGCCCUGCACCCCUCCAUCUAGGCCUCCUCCUCUAGCAUCUCUGUCCAGCGGCCCAUCUAUAGGGGGCCUCGAUCCAGACCUGGCGCCAAAAAGCCCAGCGACGGUAGACGUAGCGGUCCGUCGAACGCGUGGGAUGCCCACACCCAAGCUGCUGAAGUUAUCCAUCCUCCAUUGGCCCCUCUCUCCCAUCCCUUCCCACCCUAAACCAGAGCCCCUGUUCAUGGUGCUGGUGCUGGUGUGGGUGGCACGCGGCGCAAGGAUAGCUCAUUGUGUCAGUAAUCCUUCCUAUCCCUCCACCCUCUCUCCCAUCCCUCGCCUAGCUCUUCUAGAGCCCCUGUUCCUGGUGCUGGUGGUGGUGUGGGUGUCAUGCGGCGGAGGGAUAGCUAAGCAUAGCAAGCUCCUGUUCAUGGUGCUGGUGGUGGGGUGGGUGUCAUGUGGCGGAGUGAUCGUAAAGCGCAGCAGUUAUCCUUCCCAUCCCUCCCCCCUCUCUCCCAUCCCUCCCCUCCCUCUGCGAGAGCCCAUGUUCAUGGUGCUGGGGGUGGUGUGGGUGUCAUGCGGCGGAGGGAUAGCUAAGCAUAGCAAGCUCCUGUUCAUGGUGCUGGUGGUGGGGUGGGUGUCAUGUGGCGGAGUGAUCCUAAGCAUAGCAGUCAUCCUUCAUCUCACUCCCCUCUCUCUCCCAUCCCUCCCUGCCCUCUGCGAGAGCCCCUGUUCAUG